Cuscuta campestris is the source of this 1002-nucleotide messenger RNA. The record is from the annotation of a GenBank genome assembly. NCBI's taxonomy places the organism in Eukaryota, Viridiplantae, Streptophyta, Magnoliopsida, Solanales, Convolvulaceae.
AAAUGUAUAUUCAUUUUCUAUUCAUUAUCCAAUAGACGGAAUCCCAUCCGUUCCAAUUCCCAAUCAUUCAGCCAUGGGCUCCCGCUACAACAGGAACUACUCCUCAGCGCCGCCGCAGCAGUACUCCGGCUCCGGCUCUUCAUCGGGACCUUACACUCUGCAAUGCGAUGGCGCACCCAAAGGAAAUCCAGGGCGAGCUGGCGCUGGUGCUGUUCUCAGAGAUCCCUCUGGCAAUGUGGUUUUCAGGACCAGCCAAGGGUUGGGUAAUACAACCAACAAUGUAGCUGAAUAUGAGGCUCUGAAGUUGGGAAUGGAUCAGGCUCUCAAGUCAGGGUGCACCAACAUCCGUUGUUCAGACAGAUUCUAACCUUGUUUCCCAGCAGGUUAUGUGUUUUAAUUAUUAAACACGAAGAAAUGCAAUCUGAUUUCUGAACAUUUUAUGUGGAACCUUGAUUUGCGGUGGAGGAGCACUGUUCCAAGUCAUAUAACGUCUUAAAAGUUUGGAGUCUGAAACCUUUUCUUCUCAUACUUUACCAACUUUCUUACCUUGAGGUGUUCUCUGAACAGGUUCAAGGUUCAUGGAAGGUGAGAAGUGACAACCUUGUUCCCUUGAACAAUGAAGUACAGAAUAUGAAAAACAACUUCGAUUCAUUCGAUAUUCAGUAUGUUCCAAGGGGAAUGAACUCUGAUGCUGAUAGCCUAGCAAAUGCCGGAGUUAAUCUUCCUGAGGGGAAGAUCGAAACUGAGUAUUAUGGCGUUGGCCGGAGGUACUAGGCCAUAUGAUAUCAGAGGUGGCAGGCAUUUUGUGACACUCCAUCAUCUCUACACGUCGUCUUCACGUAUGAUUGUAUGGCUUGGCUAUAGUAUACUCUAGUGGUCUACUAAACUUCUCUUCUCUUUGAGUUAUGACUGAAGUUCUUUCUCAGUUGUAUGCAUUUUUCAAUUGCAUGUUUGAACCCACUCAAGUGAUCUUGGUUAUUUCAAGUAAUUUUCCUGUUAUAU